UGAAAAUACGCAACUCUAGUUGUAUAACAUGUCUUGAUAUGAAUAAGCUCCGUUUGGUUUGGAUUCCAAAGCAUUGUACAAGGUUCUUCCAAUCUAAGAGUGAACAACAAGAUUUGUAUUCAGUUUUAAAAGUUUCGCCAGAUGCUACACAAAAGCAAAUUAAAACAUCGUAUUUUAAUCUUUCACUAAAGAUUCAUCCUGACAAAAAUAAAGUUGUUGAUGAAAAUACAAAUGAAAAGUUCACAAAACUAACUGAAGCUUAUAAAAUACUUAGCAACAAGAGCUCUCGAAUUGAAUAUGAUCGAUCUCAGCGUGUAAAUAACUCUCAAUUUGUGUUUGAUAAAAAUCUGGACCUAAAUAACCAACCAAAUACAGAAAGAAUGCAACAAUUUAGCCAAGUUAAUGGUAUUAAUCAUGAUGCUUGGUCCAAGCAACAUUACGAAAAAACUCUUAUGUUACGUGAUAUAAGAUUGAAAAAAAAAAUUUAUUUAGAAGUUGAUUCCGAAACAGAAAAAAGUACCAUAUCUGGCAGAUAUUUUUUUAUGUUUUCAGUUAUUUUACUUUUGGGAGCUGUUGGUUUAAAAGUCUUUUGAAAAACAUAUGUUAUCAUUUUUAUUUGUACUAACGGUAAUAAUAUUUAAAAAUA
Messenger RNA from Hydra vulgaris (swiftwater hydra), 646 nucleotides. NCBI's taxonomy places the organism in Eukaryota, Metazoa, Cnidaria, Hydrozoa, Anthoathecata, Hydridae. The record is from RefSeq and is a predicted model, not a curated record.